AUGAGGAGGUACGGAAACGCGAGUCCGGAGAGGGCAAAAGUGUGGACGGAGCCCCCACCGAAGCUCCACCAUCAUCACCAUCAUCUGCAGCAGCAGCAGCGAGGGCAGCAUCAGGGAAGGAAGGUGCCUGUGGUUUAUUACCUCUGCAGGAACCGGCACCUAGAGCACCCACAUUUCAUCGAGGUGCCCACCUCGUCCCCGGAGGGCUUGUUGCUGAGGGGUUAGAUCUUGAAGAAGUCCAUCUUUCUUUCCUCGAUUAUCGCGAGACGGCCGCAAUCUCUGACCCCGCUUCUCGUGUUAUGCACGCAGAUGUGAUCAACCGGCUGAAUGCGCUGAGGGGGAAAGGGGUGACCGCCUCGUACUCCUGGUCCUGCAAGAGGUGAGAAUCCAGAAACCAGGAGCUCCAUUAUAUCUCCUAGUUGCCCUCUUCGUGUUGGGAUCUCAUUUUCCAUCGAUGGGGAUGCCGCAGGAGCUACAAGAACGGCUUCGUUUGGCAUGAUCUCUCGGAGGACGAUCUCGUCCUCCCUUCCAAUGGCGACGAGUACGUCCUGAAGGGCUCCGAGAUCCUGGAUUCAUCUCCUUCUGGUAAUUCAGCCAGAGGCCUUCAUCCAUCUCCUUGAAUUGUACAGUGGACGUAUACCUGGUUGGAAUAGAUGAACCCUAAUUCGAAUCUCGACACUGUUCAGACCGGCCGCGUCACGCCGCCGGCGCCACCAAGCACCGGCAAAGGGAGAGCCCAUCGCCGUCCACUUCCAGAAGCCGGGAGGCCUCUCCGUCUUCCCGGGGCGUCGUCGGUAAGGAGACGAAACCGCCGCCGCAGCAGUUGCCGCAGCAGUUGCCGCAGCCACUGUCGCCCGCUCAUCAUCAUCCUCCUCCGACGGCGGCGGCAUCAUCAGCUCCGGAGGACGAGCUCUCUCCUUCCUUGGUUCACAGACCGACCUCCUUCUCGGGCAACGCCUCCCCGGGACCCAAGUCGCAGCCACAGUCGGCCGGCGGCUCCUCCUCCCCUUCCCCCGGAGAGUACAGGGUUCACAAGGCCAUGGGAGCUGCAGAUGCUUCGACUCAGACCGAGGAGACGGGAGGGGGCUCGAAAAGGAUGAGGCGCCCGCAGGGGACGCACGGAAGGGCCAUCUCCACUGACGAGCGCCCUCCGGAUCUUGAAUUCGCGGAGAUGCAGAGGAACCGGACGCCACGGUCGACUCGGAGCUGCGAGAUAAUCAGGGACGAGAUGGCUUCUCCCCUGACAUCGACGAGCACCUUCUCGCCCGGCGGGAAGAUCGACACCUUGGAAUCCCUGAUCAGGGCGGACGCUGCUCGGAACCUGAACAGCUUUAGGAUUCUCGAAGAGGAGAUCCCCAUCGCGACGGGCGGUGCAAGGAUGAAGCCCAUCAAUGUCCUGAUGCAGCUGAUCACCUGUGGCUCCAUCUCCGUGAAGGGUCACCACAGCUUCGGUCUUGUACCGAGCUACAGGCCAGCAUUUUCCCAUACGGAGUUCCCUUCGUCGCCUAUGUUCUCUAGUUCGAUGAUGUUGGGGGAGCUCAGCUGCCCCUCUAAGAGUCCGAGGAUGACGGAAACCAGGCUGGACGAGGCCAAAUCUCGAGAGAGCUCGAUGGACACCGAGCACAAGCAAGGAGGAGGAGAACUCGUGCCUACUCUCAAGCGUUCUUCUUCAAAUGGAGCAGAGUGGUAUUCUCAUCUUCCUUCUCUUUUUCUCUCUCUUUCUCUCUCCCUCUCUCUCGCCAUAUUCGUCCUACAAACGCCCACACACUCUCCUCAGAUUCCCAGAAUACUUUCAGGUUGCCAUGGCUAAAAUCUAGGACACUACAAGGUACAAUUUUAGUCUCGACUUCUAUGAUUAUUGUCAUUACAACAGUAGUUUAUCCCCGAUUGGUACCAAAUCAUGGGUCUUGCGACAUUUUUAUCAUCAAUAAGAUAACUUUUUAAAUGGAUUCCUGAGGUUUUAGACUGCUUCCACCAUCAACCAUCAAUCAGCCACAGAAAAUGUAUUCAAAAAAUAUAGUUCGAAAAUGUUGCUUAAUCUUGCUUAAUCUUUUUUUACUAUCUUCGCAUCUGAAAAUCCCUCCCGUUUUCGUGGAAACACUUCGACUCUCAUUUCUUAUCAUCUGGGUAAGCAUCGUCUGAAACUAACUGUAAUCCAGGAGUUCCAAGUCGCCCCCUCCAGCUAGGGAUGAGGACCGGGCAAUGGAUCAAUCCCGUUCAAAGCGCCUCCCCAAGUCUGUCAGAGUCAACGGCAACAAGCACUCCAAGAAGGGAGCAACAUCGAGGAGGUCUCCCCUUUCUUCCCCAUGCCCGGAUUACCAGCAAUCCCCAUCCUGGGAUCCAUCCAAGGCCGGAAGCAUGAGGAUGCCCGUUGCCUCCCCUUCCAGUGGGUCCUCCAUGAGGGCAGAAUCCUUUCCGAAGGAAAAAGAGAAGGUCAUCAAGAUUGAAGAAAGGUCGGAUGAGGUCCUCUGGUGUUCUCUCUCCAUAUCAAGGCACUCGUUGACCUCCUCCUCCUCCUCUUCUUCCUCUUCCCCUUGCAGGCUCACCUCCGGAGCCCGGGUCAUAAUCCAGUCGAGGGCGCCGUGCGAAGACAGCGACGGCAGCAACAGUUCUUGA
Molecule: messenger RNA, 2616 nt
Organism: Spirodela intermedia
Lineage: Eukaryota; Viridiplantae; Streptophyta; Magnoliopsida; Alismatales; Araceae
Source: the annotation of a GenBank genome assembly